Molecule: messenger RNA, 1704 nt
Organism: Arachis ipaensis
Lineage: Eukaryota; Viridiplantae; Streptophyta; Magnoliopsida; Fabales; Fabaceae
Source: RefSeq, a predicted model, not a curated record
UGGGGACCACAGGUACACCCUCUCUUGCGAGGAUCAUCACCAACUUUUCUUGUAUUGGAAAUCAGCCAAGUUCAGUGUUCAAUCAAUUAACUACAACAACUACACUAUCCGAUUAGUGGAUGCAAAUUUUGCCUUACUGCAUCAUCAUCAUCAUCACUACUACUCUAACUCUUCCCUCCUCCUUAAUUAUUCCUUAGCCUCCUACAAUUUCAGUGAUUCUGAAACUGAGCCGUAUCAGUAUUUUUUAUACAAAGUGAAUGGAGAUAGGCUUAUGUUCAUGAAGCAGAUGAUAUAUGUGAGGUGCAUCAACGACACUUUCUAUGUGAAUUUUGAUGGCAAGUCUCUCUGGGAAUUGGGGCUGAGAGACUCGUGUUAUAUAGAGUGGAUGUAUCCAACAUCUUGGCCUCACGAUGAAGAAUGCAAAAUCAACAACAUUUCAUGUAGAGACAACCGCAACAUGCUUCUCUAUGGUUUUGAACUUUCUUGGGCAGUUAGUUCUUGCAACCGUCACUUUUGGUACCGAGCCGAGAUCGAUGAUCAUAACAACGUUAAUUGUUAUCCUGUUUUUGUGCCACUAUUUGCAGGUAUUCUAAUUGGAGAAAUAAAUAUUCCUACAAGGAUAUCAAGAACAUAACAGGUGUUCAAGACAAAACUGGGGAAUGGAGGCUACGGUUCUGUCUUUCAAGGAAAACUUCGAAGUAGCCGCCUUGUAGCCGUCAAGUUGUUGAAUAAGGCUAAAUCCAAUGGCCAAGAAUUCAUCAAUGAAGUGGCUACUAUUGGUAGAAUUCACCAUGUCAACAUAGUGCAACUUAUUGGUUUCUGCGUAGAGGGAUCAAAGCGUGCUCUCAUAUAUGAGCUCAUGGAAAAUGGAUCAUUAGAAAAAUACAUAUUUUCCCCUCAGAAGAAUGAUUCCUUAAGUUGUGAAAAACUCUACACCAUUUCCCUUGGAGUAGCACGUGGAAUUGAAUACUUGCAUAAUGGGUGUGACAUGAAAAUUCUGCACUUUGACAUCAAGCCUCACAAUAUUCUUUUGGAUGAGAACUUCAACCCAAAAGUGUCUGAUUUUGGACUUGCAAGACUAUCUCCCACUGAUAAAAGCAUUGUGUCUCUGACUGAAGCAAGAGGAACCAUAGGGUACAUGGCUCCUGAGCUUUUCUACAGAAAUGUUGGCGCAAUCUCAUACAAAGCCGAUGUCUAUAGCUUUGGGAUGUUGUUAAUGGAGAUGGCGAGUAGAAGGAAGAAUUUGAAUGCACAGACUGAAAAUUCUAGUCAGAUAUAUUUUCCCUUUUGGAUUUAUGAUGAAUUGCAGGAUGGAAGGGAAAUAACAAUAGAAAAUGACACAGAUGAAGAGAUGAAGUUGGCAAAAAGAAUGAUGAUUGUGGCACUGUGGUGUAUACAAACAAGGCCUAAUGAUCGACCUUCAAUGAAGAGAGUUGUGGAGAUGCUAGAACAAGACGAUGACUUAGAAAUGCCUCCAAAACCAUACUUCUACCCACUUGAUGCACUCACAGAAGAGAAUGUUGAAGAUACUACAACUCAUAACAGUUCAAAGUUAUCCUCUAGUGACGUCUCUUCAGUUAGUGAUUCAAAGGAAUAGAAAUAAUCUGUCUGGACUCUACUUUGAUAUAAUGUUGCAUAUUCUGUAUCUAGCUAGCUUGUGUAUAUUAGUAUUUCUGAUGUCUAUGAUGAUAAUAAAUUCGUUCC